Messenger RNA from Arxiozyma heterogenica, 1137 nucleotides. It is a transcript of the gene SPC42, whose product is annotated as Spc42p. Lineage: Eukaryota; Fungi; Ascomycota; Saccharomycetes; Saccharomycetales; Saccharomycetaceae. The coding region runs from base 1 to 1137 and encodes 378 amino acids. The transcript has a single exon. The record is from RefSeq and is a predicted model, not a curated record.
AUGAAUAACGGUUCACCAACGCCUAGACGUUAUACAUCCAGACCUGACUUCAAAAAUUACGGAUUUGAUGGGCUUGAGAAUAGGAAUAGUGGCAAUAGAUACAUGAAUCCAAGAGAAAAAUUGAUUCCAAAACAAUAUUAUGAAAAUGCCAGGACUGUCGAUGAAUUAUUAGCUGAAAUCAAAAUGUUGUCUAGACAAUUACGAGAACAACAGGAAAGAGAGUUGAAACUGAGAAAUUUGUGCGAGACUUUAAAGGGGAAAUUAGGUAAAUAUUUUGAGUUUCGCGAACUUGCCUUGAGAUAUAAGCAUGAAAGAGACGAACUUUCCUAUAAACUUUACAAAAAAAAUAUCUAUGAAGAUGACGAUGAUAACAUCAAUAACAGUAAUAAUAAUAAUAAUAAUAAUAAUAAUAAUAAUAAUAAUAAUAAUGUCAAAAAUUUUGAUUUUGUUGAUGACUCUGAUGUUAAUAAAGAUUUGGACGAUGAUCAUAUAUAUAUUUCUAAGAGAAGAAAUAAUCAUUACAGAAAUAACGAACAUAGAUCUUCCAUGUCUACAAAUAAAUCAAAUCUAAAUCAAAAUGAAAAUGAUUUAGAGACAAAGGAGUUAAUCAGUAAAUUGUAUGAAAUGAUCUCCAGUUUAAAACAAGACAGUAUAACUUUAUCUACACGAUCUAACUCAAAUAAUUGCAAUAAUACUGAUGAUAAUGACAGGAAUAGUAGUGGAAAUAAUAUGAACAAUGAUUCAAACAAAAAUAAUAAUACUGAUGAUAAGUCGAAGUACUUAUCAGAAAAAGAUUUAGAUGUUAUUAAAACGGAAGAAUUGAGAAAACUAGAAGAUGCUGUUCAAGAGUAUCGUCAUAGACUAGAAGCAAGGAAAGCGUAUGAAAGACGCAAGAUUUCAGCUCAACAAGAAAUAUUACAGAUCCAAGAAGAAUUAAGAGGUUUAGAUACAGGUUUUAGUUCCUUUGAAAAUAACAACACUAGCAAUACAAAAAAUAGUGUAAAAUUUGCAGAAAAAGAAACUAAAAAUGAGGUAACUAGACCCAAAUCAAAAAAUAAAUCGAAAAUUAGAGAGAGAUUUGAUGACAUUGGUAAUGAAUAUGAUGAAACGUCGUUUUUCCAAACCAGUUCGACAUGA